CGCGCUCUGGAGUAGAUUAAAACUACAGACACAUAUGCGAGGGAAUGUACAAAAACACUCGGGGCUCCAGGAGCGCGAAAGAGACUUUUUGACUUUUAAUGACCAUGCUUAUGUUCUUUUAGAAUAACUGUCAGAUAUGGAAAAUGAUUAACAGAAGUUUUGCCAGCUUCUGUUAAAGUUGGAUAAGUUGACGCUGCUGGACAUGUCUGCAGAUGGGCAAAUCAUGGACUCAUCUUCUCGAACGCUGGACAACCUGGAAAAAGAGAAUAAUAAGAAUGGGUCAGUAAGGCAGGUGCUCUUGGAUGGAUGUGUGCCUUUCUCUCAUCAGGUGGCCGGACAUAAAUGCGGGAUCAAUAACACUGGUGUUCUGCAGCAUCCUGAUGGAACGAUCCUGAAACAGCUACAAACUCCUCCGAGAGGCCCACGAGAGAUGAACUUCUACACACAGGUAUUUGCUAAAGACUGCACAGAUAAAAAGCUACUGGACCUGCAACAACAUCUUCCCAAGUACUAUGGCACAUGGAGGCCAGGAGAGUCACCACAUGAGCUGUAUCUGAAACUGGAGGAUGUGACGAGGAGGUUCUUACGGCCCUGCAUCAUGGAUGUGAAGAUCGGGAGGAGAAGUUACGACCCGUUUGCAUCACAAGAAAAACGUGACGAACAGAUUAGCAAGUAUCCUCUGAUGGAAGAGAUCGGGUUCCUGUUACUGGGCAUGAGGGUGUACCAGAUCGACUCAGACAGAUACAUUUCUCAUGACCAGUUCUAUGGACGCAGUCUCGAAAAAGACAGCAUUAAAAAUGGCCUGACUAGAUUCUUCCAUAAUGGUCAAGAAUUACGGAGGCAUGCAGUUUCUCUGAUCAUCUCUAAAAUCCAAAGCAUUCUCCGCUGGUUUGAGAGCCAGACUCAGCUGCAUUUCUAUGCCAGCUCUCUGUUGCUGGUGUAUGAAGGCUCUCCUCACAGAGUCAAUGGAUCCAAACAUAAGCCUGCUGAGCCAGGAACAGAACAUCAGCAGGGAGAGCCACAGAGCAACUCUAACAUCUCCCAUGAGGCUUUGAGCUUUCAGAGCAGUUUAACACACAGUCACCCGAACGCCAACGGAAAGUGUGGAGGAAGUGUAGAAGAGAAAGAUGAGGAAAUUGGAAUUGGCGAUAAGAAGCAGUUUGGACAGGAGGAGGCAGUGGAGGUGAAGAUGAUCGAUUUUGCUCAUGUAUUUCCCAGCGAUAAUCCAGAUGAGAGCUACAUGUAUGGACUGAGGAACCUUCUCUCAACUUUAGAACAAAUACUGAAGGACUGACAUCUGACCUCCUGAGAGAGUCCAUCUCUCUCUCUUUCUUCCUCGUCUGAUAUUCUGAUAUCCUCGUCUGUUGUUUUAAAUCCAUUGCAGGUCAUUUCACACACAUACACAAACAUUGCUGAUGCCUUAAAUUGGAUAGUAGGUUUAUUAUAUAUUUACAGGGAUAUUUUUCCUAAUCUUUUGAGAAAAAAGAGUUCAUUGUAUUAUGAAAACAUACUGUAACUUUCAGAACUCAAGUCUCUUGAUAAAAAAGGCUGUCACAGUUGGCUGUCAACAUCUAAUAAUUUACAAAAAAAUAUAGGUACUGCAGAACUCAGAGAAAAGUAGUCAUAAUUUAUGAUAUGAUAAAGCAGUUUAUCUGUGCUGUCAAAACACACUUACAAUGUGAGUUACUGAUAUCUCAUAAUGACUCCACUUCUGAUGCAACUAUUGAUGUUUUUAUUCCAAAAAUGCACUUUUUGAUUCCAAAGUUAAUUAUAUGUUAAUUUAUUUUUAACAUUUGUGUUUACCUUAUCUUA
This is a messenger RNA of Sinocyclocheilus grahami, 1812 nucleotides long. Its product is annotated as inositol polyphosphate multikinase-like. NCBI's taxonomy places the organism in Eukaryota, Metazoa, Chordata, Actinopteri, Cypriniformes, Cyprinidae. The record is from RefSeq and is a predicted model, not a curated record. Bases 203 to 1294 code for a protein of 363 amino acids. Gene Ontology annotation, biological process: inositol phosphate biosynthetic process. Gene Ontology annotation, cellular component: cytoplasm; nucleus. Gene Ontology annotation, molecular function: inositol tetrakisphosphate kinase activity; inositol-1,4,5-trisphosphate 3-kinase activity. The transcript is spliced from 7 exons.